AUGCGGCUGGACCCCUGUGUGUGCCCCGCAGAGAUGGCCUUCCAGCGGAGCCACAGGCUGAACCUGCUGCGCCUCAUCGUGCUGCUCCUCGUGGCCUUGGCCGGCAUCAAGUUCCUCUUCCGCGACAGCUUUACCCUGGAGCUGCACAAGCAUGUCAGCAAGGACAGUGGCUUCUGGGGGGACACAGGUGACAUUGACCAGGACACAGGCCCCCAGAGCCAGGCUCUGGAGCUCCCUGUGGUAAAGAUAACAGCCCCAAGGCAAGAGCCGGGCCAGCAGGUCCCCAGAGACACCAGCACCACUGAGAUGAGGCUGGUCCACCUGGACCUGAAGGGAGCUGCACCCAGGAUCUCCUACCUGGAGCAGGUGUUCCCCCUCCUGUCCCAGCUGGGAGCCAACGGCAUCCUCAUUGAGUAUGAGGACAUGUUCCCCUUCAAGGGGGAGCUGGAAAUCCUCAAGUCCCCAUACGCUUACAGCGAGAAGGACAUAGAGCGGAUCCAGCAGCUGGCAGAUCUCCACAAGCUGGAGGUGGUUCCUCUGGUGCAAACCUUUGGGCACGUGGAGUUCAUCCUCAAGCACGAGAAGUACCAGCACCUGCGGGAGGUUGAGCGUUUCCCCAACAGCUUCAACCCCCAUGUCCCUGACACCCUGGCCCUGCUCAAGAGCAUCUUGUCGCAGGUGAUCGAGAAGCACAGGCGUUCCACUUGGAUCCACAUCGGUGCAGAUGAGGUCUUCCAUCUUGGGGAGGGGAUGGACUCCAAGAACUGGAUGAGCCAUAACAAGGGUGACAUGGGGACCAUGUACCUGAAGCACAUCAAGGAGGUGCUGAGCUUCAUCACCACGCAGUUCUGGGGGCUGCGGGUGCUCAUGUGGGAUGACAUGCUGAGGAAGAUCAGCGUGGGAGCCCUGCAGGAGUCUGGGAUAGCAAAGCACGUCUCACCUGUGGUGUGGUUCUAUGCACCCGACUUUGAGGCUGAGCAGAUUGGGCCAUUCCUCACCAAGUAUGUGGAGAGCGGCUUCGAGGCGGUGUGGUUCGCCAGCGCCUUCAAGGGCACCACAGGACCAGCGCAGACCUGGACCCCCCUGAGCUACCACCUGAAAAACCACCUGAGCUGGCUGAAGGUGAUGCAGUCCCUGCCGCGGCUGGCCCCACUGCGCUUCCAGGGCAUCGUCCUCACCGGCUGGCAGAGGUACGAUCACUACUCGGUACUCUGCGAGCUGCUGCCCGUCGGCAUCCCUUCCCUGGCCAUCUGCCUGCAGACCCUGGUGAACGGGGGCUUCACGGAAGAGACGAAAAGGAAGGUCCUGGACACGCUGGGAUUCCAGAGCAUGCAGCUGGAGCAGAGCACGUGCGAGGGCAGGGGAGCGUUCCCUGGCGCAGAGAUCUACCACAUGGUCGAGCAGGUUAAUGGCCACCUGAAGGAGAGCAUCCUUAAAGCCCUGGAGGAGGAGAGUGCCAUCAAGGGCUGGUUCAGCCCCUAUCACCGGAAGCGCCAGUUCGGCAAUCCCCGCAACAUGGAGAGCUUCGGCAGCAAGGUGGUGAAGCUCCACGAGGACUGGGAGAGCUUUGUUCGCGACCUGCGCACACACCUGGAGAGAGUCUACUUCCCUGACAUGGUGGAGGAGUGGAUGGAGGAGAACAUCAACCCCUACCUGGACCAGCUGCGGGACCUGGUGCGGGACUACCGGGCCAUCAUCCGCCUCAACGCCAGGCCCAAG
Molecule: messenger RNA, 1719 nt
Organism: Balearica regulorum gibbericeps (East African grey crowned-crane)
Lineage: Eukaryota; Metazoa; Chordata; Aves; Gruiformes; Gruidae
Source: RefSeq, a predicted model, not a curated record